AUCCCAAGAAAAUCAGACUUCCGGAGUGACCUUCAUUCUCCUGGGCUUCUCCGAGUAUCCGGACCUCCAGCUGCCCCUGUUCCUGGUAUUCCUGGCCGUCUACACUGUCACCGUGCUGGGGAACCUGGGCAUGAUCCUGGUCAUCCGGAUCAAUCCCAGACUCCACACCCCCAUGUACUUCUUCCUCAGCCACCUGUCCUUUGUUGAUUUCUGUUAUUCCAGCAUAGUGACGCCCAAGCUGCUAGAAAACCUGAUAGUGGAGGACAGAAGCAUCUCCUUCACAGGCUGCAUCCUGCAGUUCUUCUUAGCCUGCGUAUUUGUGGUGACGGAGACCUUCGUGUUGGCAGUGAUGGCCUAUGACCGAUUUGUGGCAGUUUGCAACCCUCUCCUCUACACAGUGGUGAUGUCCCCGAAGCUGUGUUCCUCGUUAGUGGGUGCAUCAUACUCUUGGGGGCUGACUUGCUCCCUGACACUUACUUACUUCUUAUUGAAGUUAUACUUCCGGGGAAAUAACAUCAUCAAUAACUUUGUCUGUGAGCAUGCUGCUAUUGUUGCUCUCUCCUGCUCUGACCCCUUCAUCAACCAGCAGAUCAUUUUCUUUUCUGCCACAUUCAAUGAAAUCAGCAGCCUGGCGAUUAUUCUGACUUCCUAUGUUUUCAUUUUUAUCACAAUCAUAAAGAUGCGCUCCCCGGGGGGUCGUGGUAAAACCUUCUCCACCUGCGCCUCCCACCUGACGGCCAUCAGCAUCUUCCACGGCACCAUCCUGUUCCUCUACUGUGCUCCUACCACCAAGGGUUCGUGGCUCAUGAUCAGAGUGGCCUCUGUCUUCUACACGGUGGUUAUUCCCAUGUUGAACCCCCUGAUCUACAGCCUCAGGAACAAAGACGUGAAAGAGACAGUCAGGAAGCUAGUCCAGUCCAAAUUAUGUCAUAUACAAUGA
Fukomys damarensis (Damara mole-rat) is the source of this 940-nucleotide messenger RNA. RefSeq names its product olfactory receptor 5D18. Gene Ontology annotation, molecular function: olfactory receptor activity; odorant binding; G protein-coupled receptor activity. The annotation marks the transcript as partial. Lineage: Eukaryota; Metazoa; Chordata; Mammalia; Rodentia; Bathyergidae. Gene Ontology annotation, cellular component: membrane. The transcript has a single exon. Gene Ontology annotation, biological process: sensory perception of smell; G protein-coupled receptor signaling pathway. The record is from RefSeq and is a predicted model, not a curated record.